Coregonus sp. 'balchen' is the source of this 10628-nucleotide messenger RNA. Lineage: Eukaryota; Metazoa; Chordata; Actinopteri; Salmoniformes; Salmonidae. The record is from the annotation of a GenBank genome assembly.
GCUCUAUCUUUUUAUACAGGCUGGGAAUAAGACUGGGUGGCAAGUUGACCACCACAGGAGCUGUGAAGGAGGGCCACUCUGAACUUCAGCUACCUCUUUUUAUUUUGUACUUUUGAGCGAGGAAAAAUGACUGAGAAAAAGAACGGUGAGUGUUCCACACACAUCCAGACAUUGUGCUUGCCACAUUUUUUUCCCUCUAUAUUUGACAUCAGACAUCAGAAGAACUCAGUGUUAAAGAUUAAUAGAACUGGCCACUGCUUGCUGUUUGAUGGGGUAAGCUACCUUUUGUGGUGUUGAGUUUGUGAUCUAGAUUAGGAACCUUUUAAAUAUGGCUUUUUUCAUACAGUCUGUUUUUGCCAAAGAUGUUUCAAAUCAUUUAGCUUUCAUUAAAGGACACACACUCUUAGAAAAAAAGGUGCUAUCUAGAAACUACAAGGGUUAUUCGGCUGUCCCCAUAGGGGAACGUGUUGAAGAACCCUUUUUGGUUCCAGGUGAACCCUGUUGGUUCCAGGUAGAACCCUAUUGGGUUCUAUGUAGAAAUCUUUCCCCAGAGGGUUCUACAUGGAACCCAAAAGUGUUCUACCUGGAAGCAAAAAGGGUUCUACCUGGAACCUAAAAGGGUUCUCCUAUGGGGACAGCCAAUAAGAGUGCAGUGAUACUUUAUCCAUGCGUCUUUGAUUCUGUUUAGCAAAAACUUUGAGUAUUUAUUAUUAUCUAUAACACAAGGAACCUCUUUUAUUAUCUAAUUGGGGGGUCUAGAGUUCUUUCAGAAUGGAGAACGUUAUCCUUCACCAUUAUCACUCAUUUAACAAUGUUUACUAAAUCCAGUGGGUUCUAGCAUUCACUUCAUUUUACUGUUCCUUUUGGACUUCUCAGCUGUCUCUCCUUCAGUUGUAGUGGCAGACCAUAAACCUUAUUUAACAACUCUCUAUCUUUAUGACACUGUAAUGUCUUGUGUGAUUAUGUUUAGGGAAUGACAGAUAUGAUAAGGGCCCAAGUGUACCUAGCUUGGAACCUCAUCAACCUUGUGAAAUGUUUUUUGACUGCUCAUAUCAGUAUUUCUGUUAUCUAAUUAUCACUAGUAGUAGGUGGUCCCAAUCAUGAUCUUUACUCAAUAUUUUGAAAGCUAUACCUGUAUGUACUGAUAAAUAAUCAAAACAGUGGUAAUAACAAGGGUACAGUUAUCUUGAGUUUAACAUAUUUUUUAGACCACAGUUAUGCUGUUGGCGUUUUACCAGACAUAGCAUCAUUGAUUGUGUGGCUUUUAAUUUGGAGAAUUAGAAGUACUCCUGAAUUCUCAAGCAUGGACACUUCCGUGUGUCUUGUAGAGAGAUGCUCACCAGGACUCUCUGACAUUUCUAUGUUUCAAUGUAAAGCCAUUGUCAAACCUGAGUCACCAUCCAAUGAACAACAUCUCAGUCUCCUUCUAGCAGAAACAGUUACAGCAUGACUGGUGAUUGUUGUGUGGUCUGGUUUCGUUUUGGUCUGGGUUGAGUUGUGGGCUCAUGUGUAAAACACUGUGGUUUCUAUCUGUGGUUUAGUUGCUGAAACUGCUGGUCUGUGGCAUUCCAUGACUCUUGAUGUGUGAGACAUUUUAGUUACUUCAUGUAGUGGACAGUCACAGUUCUGAAACAGAUGUAGCUUUAUGAAAUGUUCUUUCUAUUGUGAAAUGAGGCAGAAGACCUUCUUCCUGAGAGAGACACAAGGGAAUGAACUAGGCCUUUCACCUUAUAGAAGUAUCUCCCUUCAGUUAAGGAGACAUGUAUUUCCCUACACACAGAGUGUACUCAGGUAGAGGCUAAAACAAUAGCAGGGCUUGUUCUCCAGCUCCAGGCCUGUGACUCCAGGAUCCACUGGAGUGAGUUUAGGAAAUGUGGAGCUUUCCUGGAACCAGCAGCUGGAACACUGGAAGGGAGACUGGCCUGAGAUAAAGUCAGCGCUUAGACAAGGUCUGCUUAUGUCAAAAAGAUAUGUGGUCCCUUCCUCACCCCUGUCAUUACAGAGAGUCCUGGGCAGGAACAGUAACACAUUAAUGUACUGAUACAGCCUCACAUGACAUAGGUGGAUGGGUUUGGGAUGGGUUUUGUGGUCGUGGAAAGUUUUUGUUAGAAGUAGAAUGUCUCCUCAAAAUCAACAAGGUUGAGAAUCGCUUUUGUACGGAGAAGGAAUGUUCUAAUUUAAAUCUGUAUUGCAGGGUUCUCCAAAUCCGGUUCUGCAACGUGACUGGGUGUGCAGGGUUUUGCUCUAGCCCAUACCUGUUUCAAACAAUCAACUAAUCAUGGUCCUCAUGUGUGUUAGUGCUGGCUGGACCAAAAUCCAGCACACCCAUGAGCCAGUGUAUCUUAUGGCUCCAGACUAAUGUCUGGAAAAGUCCUUGAAUCAGCAGCCUAUAACAUGUGCUGAGUCAGGGUUCUCUGGGGUUGCCAUAGGUGACUGCACCAAAACUGCUGUUAUUGUUUGAAAAUAGUCCAUUUUAGUAUAUAAUGUACAGUCAUCACACUAACAGAGCUUCACUGUAUGUUAUGCAGGUCAACUGUGUGUUUUAAAAACCGUACAGUAUACAAAAGCCUACAAAUUCAGGAUACAUUUUUACAUCUUCAUUUUCACUGUGUUAAAUAGUGACAGUACUUGAUGUUAUUAUUUUAACGCUAUCUCAGUAAAAACCCAUGUAUCUUAUUGUUGAUGGAUGUUCCACACUGAUAGACAGUGGUGAGUAAGGGAAAAAAGUGGAGGAUUACCCCAUCACUCUAUGAAGAGCCAUCAGCUGCCUGUAAACUGUGCCCAUAUCCUGAGGUAGUGCGUACAGACGGCAGACCCCAUGGCCUUACAGGACCCCCAGUGUUUUCUCCCUGAAUUUGAGUCUCCCUCAUUUGUGUGCAAUGUUGAUUUUCCUCUCUUUUAAUUGGUAUCAGGAGUAUCAGGUUGACGCUUGUUUCCCUGCAUAAGGUAUAACGGGAAAAAGUGUUAUGUUAUUGAUAAGAAACAUGCUCAUCCGGCAGGCUCUUCUUCUACAGCUAGCUAUGGUGAUCCAGGUAGUGGGCGGCAGGUAGCCUAGCGGUUAAGAGCAUUGGUAACCAAAAUGCCGCUAGUUCAAAUCCCCGAGCCGACUAGGUGAAAAAUCUGUCUGUGCCCUUGAGCAAGGCAUUUAACCCUAAGUCGCUCUGGAUAAGAGCAUCUGAUAAAUGACUAAAAUUUAAAAUGUUAAAUAUAGUGCAACUGUUUGUGUUGUUGGUGUCGAAUGGUUGAAUAAUGUCUUCACUAUUGGGCAUGUAUUGAUGUUUGUAUGUAGGAGAUUGUUCCUAAGUGUCCGUCAGACUAGUGUAUUGCCCACAUAGCUAGGGCCACGUGACCAGAUCAGUAAAACGUCUUGGCCCUAUAGCAUACAUAAAGACUUGUGUAUACCUACAAAGUAAUAACAGAUUUAUAGACCUGUGUAUUACCUACAUGUGUGUUAGACGUGAGUUGGAUCCACACACAGACUGUGUGUUUGUUUGCGCUGAGUCAGGAGCUUAUCAUGCCUUGCAGUCAGUCAGUCACUCAGUGUUUCUGCUGGUCUGCUCUGCUGGGCUGGUCUGGUGUGUGGCAGGUCUCCACACAGGCUGAAGCUGGCUGGCCGGCCUGCACGGUUAAUGAUCACUCCAAAACUCCACUCUCUGCGCCUCAGCUACCUGCCUGCAAACACAGCAGAUGUACGCAUGUUACCUGUGUGUGUGUGUGUUUGGUUUUACUAUCCUUGUGGGGACGUGAAGUCCUCACAAGGAUAGUAAAACAAGGAAAAUCCGGACAAGUGGGGACAUUUCGCCGGUCCCCACAAGGAAAAAGGCUUUUGUAGGCUUAGGGGUUAGAUUUAGGAUUAGCGUUAAAAUUAGGGUUAGGGUUAGAAUUACGGUUAGGGGUUAGGAGUUAGGGUUAGGUUUAGUUUUAGGGUUAGUGUUUUGGUGUUAAGGUUAGGGUUAAGGUUAGGGUUAGGUUUAGGGUUAGGGUUUAGGGAAAGUAGGAUUGUGUGUGUGUGUGUGUGUGUGUGUGUGUGUGUGUGCGGUGCAUUAGUGUGUCUCACACGUGUGACGUAAGUUGUAAACGGUGGUUGAAUAAUCAAGUGUGGCUUUGUUUUGGUUCAACCAAACUUUAAAAGUUAGUGACUGGUCAGUUCAUGGACCUUUCAUAAUCAUCAGUAAUUUAAUGUAAUGAACUGACCUCUCAUUCUGCCCAACCUUGUGUUCUAGCUAGGGACACAGUGACAAUUUGUUGGGGCUCGAGAUGGCACUGAAAUCAAGCCUGCAGUUUGUUUUAGCUCUAUGGAAAUGGAGCAGACUUUGGACUAUUGAUCCUAUUCAUUUGUACUUUUUCAAUGUGCCAGUGUGUUAUUAUGGCACUCUCUUUUCCUUUUCACCUAUCUGAUUAAAACACUUUUCUUCUUCAAGAUGUUCAAACGUUCACUGUGGCCCUUUCCAAAGUUACCCCCGGACAAGUCCAACCAGGCAGGAUAUUACCCCACCCACUUUGCCAAAGCACAGCCCCCAUACCACCAAAGGGAUAUCAACAGACCACUAACUUACUACCCUGAGACAAGGCCGAGUGUAGCCCACGAAGAUCUCACUCACCGCACGAGCCCGAGGGGGCGCAAAACCGGACAGAAAGAUCACGUCAGUGACUCAACCCACUCAGGUCGAGUAUAGCGAAAAAAGCCUGGCACGAUGUGAUGCACCCCUCCUAGGGACGGAAUGGGAGAGCGCAAGCAAGCCAGUGACUCAGCCCCCGUAAUUGGGUCAGAGGCAGAGAAUCCCAGUGGAGAGAGGGAAGCCCGCCAGGCAGAGACAGCAAGGGUGGUUCGUCAUUCCAGUGCCUUGCCGUUCACCUUCACACCCCUGGGCCAGACGACCCUCAGUGUGAAGCUGAACGUAAUGGUAUGUUUUUGUUGUGUGUGUUGUCUUUUACAGGAAGUCCGGGGAUUUCUCUCCCGGGAAGCGCGGGGGUGACCUUCCUGACCCCAUGUCGCGUGGCGGGCGUGUGUCUGACCGUGGUGCUACUGGGGGGGAUUGGAGCUGCUGUCUGGGCUGUAGGUGAGAGACCUCUGCUUCUGCUCUCACAUAGUAGUGAUGUGUACCUUUUGGCAAUGUGCAGUGCUUUAUGGGUAAUGUAGUUUUAGUUUUUCCAUAGUACAGACAGAGACGGAAGAGGAAGCGAGACAUCCCACUCCCUCAUUUUUUUUCUGUUUCAAUGGAAGUCAAUUAACUAAGUACACCAGAACCAGCUGCUAUCACAUUGGUGUCUAUGGGAGAGCCACCCCCUUAAGUAGACAGGAACUGACCAUUUAUUUCAAUGGUAAACAACCUGAAUGAACUAUCUUAAUUUAUCCUCCAUCUUUGGUACAAAUAUUACCAACAUUGUUUGAUUGCAGUCAGUGGAUUUGUUUGCAGGCUCUGUGAGGUUUGCUGUUUCAUCAACAGAGUGUGUAUGCACUUUACAGUUUUAUAUUACAUGUUGUUGACUUUUGUUUGUUUCUUUGUUUUUCAAAUCCUAGUAACGUUUUGUAUCCGAGAAGAAGACACAGGAUUAUAUGAUGGUAAGUGAGAGGGAAACCACUUCACCAAAGCCAACCUCAUAUAGUAUCUGAAUCGAUAGAAGGGCUUGUUUGAUCUAGUAUUUCAUUGCUCCACCCCAGUCCAGGUGAACUCCAAUCCAAGCUCGGAUCUACGUCUCCGGGUGUUUGACUCGGCCCAGCGACGGUGGAGACACGUCUGUUCCUCAGAGGCCAACCAGCUCCUGGCCAACAUAAGCUGUGAGGAGAUGGGCUUUGUCAGGUGAGGAGAUUGAUGGAUUGUGAUAAGAAAGGCUUUAGAUUAAAUACAAAAGUGGGAGUCACUAUCUACAGCAUCAUAAAAGGAUACCCCUAUGCCAUGCAAGAAGGCUGCACAGAAAUUGCUCCACCCUUGCCUGGUUGCUAAAAUUGUAAUGGUUUGCCUAAUUUCAGUUUAUGGCCACAAAACAAGCAAUGUAUAGUUUAGAUAAUCUAAACAGCUGUGAAAUACAUUUAAAAAAUAUAUAUAAAUUGUAUUUUCAGCUGUUUGAAGCUGGUGUACAAAGCAGGGAAAAAAAAGAGGCGAAAACUAAACUUAAGGACAGGAAGCAUAAAAAUAGUGCAUAUAGAAUGGAUCUACCGCUUCUCCUACUUCCUUUCAAUGAGAAUGACAGAUAUAUACCUCACAAUGCUAUGUGAAUUUGGUUGGGUCACCCAAAAAGUUAUACAUACUGCACCUCUAAGUAACUUAAUCGGGUUUAGGCCAGGGAUCUUUCAACUGAUCUGUCAGUGAUAGAAGUCUCCUUAAUAAAGAGAUGCAUGCUUUGUGUCCCCACCAGCGUGGUGAAUUACUCCGUGUUCAGUAUCCCUGAAGGCAGUAACGACCGUGAGGAGGUUUUCUGUGUCAAAGAGAAGGAGCUGACCUACGGCAAGAAGAUCAAAGAGUCUCUAUAUCCCUGGUAAGACAUUCUUAUAACACUCUUAUAUCUCCUAGAUCAGGGGUGUCAAACGUACGGCCCGCGGGCCGGAUCAGGCCCGCAAACGGGUUUAAUCCGGCCCGCGAGAUGAUUUAAAAAGAAAAAAAAAGAAAAAUUAUUAUUAUUAAUUUUUUUUUUGUAAAGUAUAAAGUAUUUUUCAAUAAAAUAAACUGCUGUUCCAAUUGCGUCCACUGGAUGGCGCAAUAGCAAUUGUGUUAAGCAAGCAAACUGUUUAUACCGGGGCAGAGCAAGUAGGUCAAGCACGUGCAGCCAAUGAGCUACUUUGUUUUGCCCGCGAUAUUUAUUACGGCUUCUACUUUUAACAUUAUGUGCUUUGGCACCCUCAUUGCCCCAAUAUGUCUCUGUCAAAAAAGAGAAAAGUGGACGCAGAGUGCAGAGUGUUCCAAGAAAAAUGGUCAUCCUAUUUAUUCACGGAAUUGAAUGGGAAAGUUGUAUGUUUGGUGUGUUCAGAGCAUGUUGCAGUGCUGAAAGAAUAUAACCUUCGUCGCCACUAUGUGAGUCUUCAUGCCGACAAAUAUGACAACUUUCAAGGACAGCGGAGAUGAGAGAAGGUGAAUGAACUGUUGGCGGGUCUGAAGAAACAGCAGUCUGUGUUUACUCACAGCCGAGACAUCAGUGACGCUGCAGUGAAAGCUAGCUACCUCAUUGCUAAUGAAAUCGCAGUGGCUUCAAAACCAUUUAGUGAGGGUGAAUUUGUAAAAACAUGCAUGAUGAAGGCAGCGGAGAUUGUGUGCCCUGAAAAGCGGCAGGCUUUUGCAAAUAUCAGCCUGACAAGAAACACAGUUGCAGACAGGAUUUCCGAUCUUUCAGUGGAUUUGGACAGCCAGUUGAAGCAAAAAGUAAAGUAAUUUAUUGCGUUUUCGGUUGCAAUUGAUGAAAGCACGGACAUUACAGAUGUUGCACAACUGGCCAUUUUUUCAUCCGCGGAGUUGAUGACACAUUGACCGUCACCGAGGAGUUCGUGGAGUUGGUGCCGAUGACAGAUACAACGACAGCAGCUGAUAUUUUUACCGCACUCGUCGGCGCGCUGGACAGGGUCAGAGUGGACUGGUCCCGCGCUGUCAGCCUGGCUACAGAUGGUGCGCCCUCAAUGAUCGGGAAAAAAGCAGGCGUUGUGACAAAGUUCAGAGAGAAAGUGCAAUCUGCAAAUGGAGGACGUGAUUUUUUGACUUUUCACUAUAUUUUGCACCAGGAGGCUUUGUGUUGCAAGUCAUUAAAGAUGGAUAACGUCAUGAAGGUGGUCAUCCAAACUGUUAAUUUCAUCCGAUCCAGAAGCCUGAAUCACCGUCAGUUUGACAGCCUUCUCAGAGAGAAAGCACAUCUAUGGCCUGCCAUACCACACUGAGGUAAGAUGGUUAAGCCGAGGUGCUGUGCUGAGGCGUUUCUUUGAUUAACGAGAAGAAAUUGAACAGUUCAUGGAAGAAAAGGGCAAACCAGUGUUAGAAUUUCAUUCCGCAGAAUGGAUGCCGGACCUUGCAUUUAUGGUGGAUGUUACAGACCACCUGAAUAACUUGAACAAACAGCUGCAAGGGCGCAACAAAGUUGUCACGCAGUAUUAUGACAGCAUACGUUCUUUCAAGUUGAAGCUGUCAUUGUGGGAGACGCAACUUGCCGGUGGUGAUGCAGCUCACUUCCCCUGUCUGAAAAAUGUGUGCGUGACCCAACAUGUGGCAGACAUGAAGCGGUUCAAAGAUAAAAUAACGGGACUGUUACGGGAGUUUGAGCAACGCUUUCAGAUUUAUGUUUAUAUGUUUUUAUGUUGAUGUGCUAUUGUUUUUAAUUGAUUUUAUUUUAUUUGUAUAUUUAACCUAUUCUUGACUCUGUGGUUCUUGCACUUGUUUGGGGAACAGGAUUUCAUUAUUUUUAUCUACAUUUCUGCCUGAGAAAUGACACCCUGAUAUAGUUCUGUGAUCUGUGAAACAGUUCUGUUAAUCACUGAGGCAUUGUGUGUUUGUGUGUUCUUUUUCUUUAGAAUUUUCAAAUAAACUUGACGUGUUUUAUGAUUGAUAGAGAUGUUGUGCUUGUACUAUUUUGGACACACUGUCCUCAGGCUCCAGCUUUAUGUUGUAUGUUGAUCGUAUUAAAACAAAGAAAACAAUCUGAAGUUGUUGUUUUUAAGUUAUAUAUACCAUGAUUUUUCCGGUCCGGCCCACUUGGGAAUAGAUUUUCCUCCAUGUGGCCCCUGAGCUAAAAUGAGUUUGACACCCCUGUCCUAGAUGAUUAUCUUAAGGCCUUGUUUAUUAAACUAGAGCUGGCUGAAAAGGAGAGAAGAGCAGGAAUUCAGGGUUCCAGCCUGAUGUGUCUGACUGUUGUUGCUGUUGUUGUUUUUCAGUGGCUGUGAAAGUGGCCAGGUUCUAAGUCUGCUUUGUCAAGGUAGGUACUGCUGAGAGCUUUGGUUUGGUCCUGACACCAUGACACACUUUUUACACAAAGUGAUGAAAAGCAACCUGAGAGUUGUACAGGAUGGCUUAACUCUCUCUCUCUCCUGCAUCUCUCUUUACUCAUCCCUCCCGAUCUCUCUCUCUUCCUUCCACUCUCUCCUCCUCCUCCCUCCCCAUCCAUAUCUCUCUCUCCUCCCUAUCUCUCCCUCCCCUCUCUUUCUCUCUGUCUAGACUGUGGCAGGCGUAGUCUGACAGAGGACCGUAUAGUGGGUGGUGUGGAUGCUAGGCAGGGUAGCUGGCCGUGGCAGGUCAGUCUGCAAUAUGACGGGGUGCACCAGUGUGGAGGCUCCAUCAUCUCAGACCGCUGGAUCGUCAGCGCAGCCCACUGCUUCCCAGAGUACGCCCUGAAUCUUUCUCUCCAUCUCUCUCUCCAUCUCUCUCUCUCUCUCUCUCUCUCUCUCUCUCUCUCUCUCUCUCUCUCUCUCUCUCUCUCUCUCUCUCUCUCUCUCUCUCACACACACACACUUCUUCUCAUUGAUUCUGUUUGUCCUCUCUCAGGAGGAACCGUCAGGUGUCUCGAUGGAGGGUGUUACUGGGCUCCAUCUACAACAAGCUCACCCAUAAGAAUGUUAGGGUUCUUGAGGUAAAGACUGUGGUGUACCACAGCAGCUACCUGCCCUUCGUAGACCCCAACAUAGACGACAACAGCAGAGACAUCGCUGUUCUGGCUCUGGCCCAGCCUCUUCACUUCACAGGUAAACAUUGGGGGCCCAUAUUGUUAUAGCUUAUUAUACUGUGAUGAUUUGUUGGUCUUUUUCAAGGUACAUCAGAUGAAGCCACAGUGUGCUUAUAGGUAGAAGAGGGAGAGAAAGAGAGAGAGGGGGGGGGGGAGAGACAGAGAGAGAGAGAGAGGGGGGGGGGGGGAGGGGGGGGGGUAGAGAGAAGUGAUAAAGCGAGAUAGAGAAUGAGGGACGAGUCACUAUGGUAAUUCCCUUCCUCAGGGUUCAGGUUUCCAGUCAGACUUCCAAACAAAGGCCCUCUUUACUGCCUGCCUGCAGUCGCCUGGACAAAAGACAAUGAUAUCAGAACCGGACAGAAUAGUUUGGCCUCUGUUUCACUGUAAUUUUUCCUUUCCUGGAAUCUCUGGACGUUCAUAGAAAAACAUUACAUUGUUAUAAUGUGAGAGAGAAAACUCUCUACGACAGCGUUUUGGAUUUUGCCUUAACACUACACGGCUGAUUCAAAUUAUCAAAGCUUGAUGAUUAGUUGAUUAUUUGAAUCAGCUGUGUAGUGCUAGGGCAAAAAACAAAAUGUGCACCCCCGAGUUUGGGAAACCCUGCUCUAGGAUGUAGUUGUUAUGCAGGCACUACAGUGAACUUCCUGUUGUUUAUCAAGGCCAGAUGUAUUGGGCCUUGUCUGACAUCUAGUGGUUGGACAGAGUUGCAACUAUUCACAUGAUAAAAUAACACACUGGUGUGGAAAUUGAGAACAUGCAACAUUAGCCGGACAAGAUUAACAUUGUCCGUAGUGAAUACAACACACAAGCCAUCAAGUAAUCUCAAUUUCUCUGCAAGUAUACAAUUAAUUACAAUCUCAUCUCAUCUCUCUCUCCCUCCUCUUCACCCUCUGUUUUCUGUAGACUACAUCCAGCCAGUGUGCUUACCCCACUAUGGCCAGCGCCUGAUUGACGGCCAGAUGGGGACAGUGACAGGCUGGGGAAAUGUAGGUUAC